Messenger RNA from Teleopsis dalmanni, 1473 nucleotides. Its product is annotated as leukocyte elastase inhibitor-like. The record is from RefSeq and is a predicted model, not a curated record. Lineage: Eukaryota; Metazoa; Arthropoda; Insecta; Diptera; Diopsidae. The coding region runs from base 1 to 1302 and encodes 433 amino acids. Gene Ontology annotation, molecular function: serine-type endopeptidase inhibitor activity. The transcript has 2 exons.
AUGAAAAAUCAAUCGAUACGUGCCAAUACAGCACAGCAUAGCCAAUACGAUAUAGCGUGGCAUAGUCCGAAAUUCAUUUUCUGUGGUAAAAUUCGGUGCACUUUGCAUUUUGUUGAGGUUGGUCGUUGGGUUGUUGGGUUGUUGGGUUGUCGGUCCGUAGAGAGGGCAUAUGAUAGCGAUAUUGCAACAACUGCUUUUGUACGUGAAAUAUUCAGUGACCGUGCAAAUGGCAAAAUACUACAAUUCUUCAAGGAGAAGACACAGCAACUUUACGCAGGACAUGUAGAAGAAGUCAAUUUCCAUGUGGUCAAUGAUAUAAUACGCAGACGUACAAAUUUAUUAGUGAAACGUCAUACAAUGGGUAAAGUUUUAGAGUAUCUGCGUACGAACAGUGUUUGGGUCAAUGGACCAUUAGCAACAAUUUCAGCUAAUCUCUUUCAAACUGAUUGCUCGCAUGGUUCUACCAGUGAACGUGAUGGUGAAAUGUUCUUCCAAGUACAUCCAACGGUGCGACAACGUAGACUCGUGCCCAUACCAGCUGUACUCUACAAGAGUGGUUUUACUGCUGGUUAUGAACCAAAAUUAGAUGCAACUAUUGUAGCUUUUGGACGCCUGGAGGAUACUGUCAGUACAAUUUAUGUUAUGCCUGGACAUCAAAGUUCUAUUUCUCCAACAGAUAAUUUGGAAUUAUUCGAAAAGGAAUUAAUUGAAACAGCCUUUAGUAAAAAUGCUUGGAGCAAUAUACUCACUUCAUUGAUGGAUCGCCCUGGCAUGGAAGUACAACUACCACGUUUCUCACAUCGUUCAUUUGUGAACGCUUCACUUGGUUUACAAAAAAUGGGUCUUAAGGGACUUUUCAAUUCAGAUUUAGCUGACUUACGUGGUCUUACUGGUACUGGUAAUAAAGACAUAUACCUCUCCGAUAUGAUACAAAUUAAUACAUUCAGUACUUGUGGUGAGGAGAAAAUUUCUGAUCAUCAUCAUGUUGAAAUGUACCCCGCACCACCACUACGUAAACGUAACAAAGAUGUUGAUGCCACAGAUGAUGAUGCCUAUGACUCAUCAGAGUCUGUAAUAGACUUCGGUUCUUUAGUGCAUGAAUCCGCUUUAGGACGUGGUUUUUAUGAUGAUUUACUUGAUCCAAAAUACUUAGAACUACCAUUGCCAUUACGUCCACGACAGGCGCGUGUACCGGAUGCGCCUAGAUUACGUUUCGAUAAACCAUUCCUUUAUUUUGUGCGCCACAAUCCAACAGGCAUGAUACUCUUUAUGGGUCGCUUCAAUCCCAGAUUAUUGCCAUGAACUUAAUAGCAUUUUAAUUGCGCUUUUUUACCGCUUUAUCACGAGACUUUUCAAUUACAGGAAUCCUGCCCUUUCAGUAGUUCGUGCCCUCACCCCUACUCUCUCACACUAAUCGAUUUAUUAAUUGAUUUGCCAGAUUGCAAGUCAAAGCGCUGCCGCAAAUUUAGCAAA